Molecule: messenger RNA, 3432 nt
Organism: Plasmodium fragile
Lineage: Eukaryota; Apicomplexa; Aconoidasida; Haemosporida; Plasmodiidae
Exons: 1
Coding region: 1-3432 (1143 amino acids)
Source: RefSeq, a predicted model, not a curated record
AUGAAACUGAACAGCCAAGGAGAUGAUGCCAAGGGCAGCGAUGUCCUGUGGGAAUCCCUUUAUAAUGACUUCAACGAAAUUACAAAAACGAACAAGAGACACUGCAAUUAUAUUGAAAAUAGUUUGUACAACUUUUGCAAAGGGGUGAGUUCAUCAGAUAACCUAAGUUACAAUUUGAAAAAUAAAUCAAAUGAGUGGCUGCUUGCUAACCAUUCGAAAGAUGUUACAGGAGCGGCGGCUGCUGUAGGAGGAGAGGAGAAUGGGGGAAGCGGAGACAGUCCCAACAGGGGUGUAUCGCGUAACCUUGCCAUCCAGGUAUACUUAAACAAAAAUGACAAACAGGAAGAAGAGGAACCGUUUUCCCACAAAGAUAAUGAUGCAGAGAGUGUGAACAACCACCAUGCUCUACUGGAUGAUCCAAAAAGUAUGAACUUACGCAGACGACAUUCUUCAUUUCAACCUGGCAAUGAUUAUUGUGAUGGGCAGUACGUGAGAAAUAACAUCCUCGAUGUUGAAAAUGAUUAUUUGAAAAAUGAAACGUAUGUCAGUUGCACGGAUAUGUUGAACAGUGAAAAGACGAGACAAUCGGAGUUUCAAAAUAAUAAUAGUGCGAGUUUACUUCUGCGGGAGAAGAGAAGUGCUAGUGAUGUGAAUGGUGGCGGGGUAGGUAGUCAGGUUGGCGAUCAGGUUGGUGGCCAUUUGGGUACCCACGCGGAUGAUCAGUUUGACUCCUCGUUCCGCAAUGGCAGCAUGUUCAAUCUGAUGAAAUAUAAUGCUGCUCUGAAGGGGGUCGGAAUCGAUGGAGGGAUUAGUUUACACAAUGGAAGCAGAAUCGGCCAUAACAGCCACUCACAUAAGAACAUGAAUAUAGGAGUUGGUGCACUCUCCACUUCUGAUCAGAAUUAUUAUGACAAUAUGAAAUCGAGAAGUUUGCAUUUGACUGACCCAAAGGGAGGGAAGAAGGGGUUGUUUGCUAAAAGGGAGGAUUAUACCUACCUGUUGAGUAAUAAGAAAAUUUGCGACAGUGUGUCUGUAGGGGGGAGAGAACUGGAAAGGGGACACAAUAAUAGUACCCUUUUAGGGUUCGUCCCGUUUGAUAGUCGCAGAGGGGGAAGUGGAAGACACAGUCUCUUUCCUAAUAUGAAUAAGUACAGAAAUUUUACCGUACAGUCGGAUGAAAAUUUGACCUGCCCGAGCUUCAGCUAUCGUCGCAGCGAUCUGGAGGGAAGCGUCAUAGGAGGAAAAGGAGGUUUUACGGUUGACAUGGAGCCGCAACUGGGAAGAGGUGGUACGAAUGAUGAGUAUCAAUAUGACGAACGUGGAAGUACCCAUCAGGGGCGCCAUGAAGACAAUCGGGCGAGUUACAACUCGUUGGAGAAACUGGACCAGCUGCUGAAAAGCAAAUGCAAAUAUAUGAGCAACAACAAGCUAAGCGAACUUGAUCUUUUAUUUAAAAAAAAAAACAAAGCACACAAUGAACACUUGAGGAAAUCUUUCAUCAGUUGUGAUAAUUACAAAAUUGAUUCUGUUAUGUCGGAGACCUUUAAUAGAAACACUGAAAUGGAUAAGAGCGAGUCUCCUGCCGCUUCCGAACAGAUGGACGAUAUUAGCCACAACCAACUUAUAAGCAGAUCCCAGCGGUUAAUUGAAAUAAGUAAAAAAUGCCUCAGUGUGAGGUACUCUGAUUUGGGUCAGUACGAUCAGAACGAGUUAUAUGCACGAUUGGAUAAAAGAAAACAUGGCACCAGCGUGUCAGGUGUAAGUUAUAACAACGUGAUUGAUGAGGAUGAAUGUGGGUCAGUUUUCUCUGCACAAAAGCUAAUUGGAAAAGAAGGUGCCAUUAGUAAUAAGCAUUAUGGCCGUGCAUAUAAUUAUACCAACGGGGAGCUGGAAGAGAUUCGCUGCAACUUUCUUGGGGGCAAGGGCGGUAGCAUCAUCAACGGGAAAGACGCGAGGGGGCAGAUGGCUGAGGAGCAAAAUAGCAAAAGUGUUAGUAAGCUGUUUGAAGCAUACGACAAGGACAAAAUUUCCAACGUUAGUGCAGCUGUGGUGGGUAAUGCGCUGAGAGGUAAUCCUGAAGUGGAGUCUUCUCUCGGCGGAGGCAAAAUGAAUAAGAAUAUAAAUAUGGGUCUUAGAGGUGAUGUUGUUGGACGUGGCAUCCGGAAAGGAGUCCACAGUAACGAGUCCUUCUGCGGUAACAGCCAACUGAAUGAAGGAAGUCACAUUGGUAAAAACGAAACGGCUGGAAAGGUAGCUGAGGGAGGGUUAAAUAUGUCCUCGUGUGAUAAUUACGACACUCAGGAAGGAGCACAAGGGAAAAAAAAGAAAAACCAAAACAAAAGCAAUGUAGAUAAUAGUGUUGCUGAGAAUGCAGAAAAAGUAUUACCCCAGAGCGGUGACUCGAAAGAUGAUCAAGAGGGUAACAGUCCCAAUACGGGAUUCAACUUGGCGAGCAUAAAAUUUCCCGGAGAUGAAGAGGAAGAGAAUUGUGCGCCCUGCAAUGGUGACGUAAACAAGGAUGCAACCGCUAAGCAUGAGGAGGAGGAUGGUGAGCUCCAGGGGAAGGGCAAAAACGACGUGUAUAGUUACGAGGCAGAGCAGGAAGAGGAUGAGGCAGGAGGUAAUAAUAAUAAUAACAUACCUCAUGGGGAAGAAAACGUUAGUGAGAAAGUUGGCAAGCGGGAUGAAUAUCUUUCCAAGGGAGACACCAACAGUGUAAUCACGAACUGUAGUUCCAGUGUGCGUAAUUUUAUUAAACACCCAGACUUUGCAAAAUUGUAUUACAAUCAAAAGAAGGAGAAAGUACCCUACGCAGAGGAAAGAAAAAUAAGUGAUGAUCAACAGAAGGCACUUGAGCAAUGCUAUGACACCAUUAACCAUGCCAAUGAUGUGAAGAGACUCUUUCGAGAAAAAAAUUUUUUACAAGACUUGUGUGAAAAGAGAAAAGUCAUGAUACAAAAAAGCAAAAUUGAAAACACCAAGCUGAACGUGGAGAUUAAGUCGCUACUGAGUUUUAAUAAUAAUUUGAGUUACGCAUUGAAGGAGAAGGAGGCGGAAAUUAAAAUGUUGAAGAAGCAAAAGGAGGAGCUUGAAAUGAAUUUAAUGAAACGAAUAAACAAUAACGGUAGCACCCAGUAUUCCCUCCUGAGUAACUUCACGUCUGUACCUGCGCUUUGUAAAAAUGACAGAUUUAGUGGGGUGCAGAGUGAUAGCGGCACGUGCCACCUGUUGCGCAACAGAAGCAGCUGCACCAUUUUAAAUAACCUCGCCGAUGUCAACGCCAGUGCCAGUGUCAGUAGUGGAGGAGGUAAUCAGCCCGCCCUCAUAGAGAGCUAUGAGGAGAAGAUACAAGAGCUCCUUGCGCAGGUGAAGAUGUACCAGACGAAGAACAGCGACUUGCAGGAACAGCUGCGCGUUUUUAUGAGCGAGUAG